This is a messenger RNA of Syzygium oleosum, 3889 nucleotides long. RefSeq names its product ABC transporter G family member 24-like. Gene Ontology annotation, molecular function: ATP hydrolysis activity; ATP binding; ABC-type transporter activity. The record is from RefSeq and is a predicted model, not a curated record. The transcript has 14 exons. Bases 80 to 3628 code for a protein of 1182 amino acids. NCBI's taxonomy places the organism in Eukaryota, Viridiplantae, Streptophyta, Magnoliopsida, Myrtales, Myrtaceae.
GUCGUUGCGACGUGGUCCUACCUACGAAUCCCACUAACCCGCCUUGACCGUCUCUCUCCCUUCGGUUUUUCUUCUUCCUAUGGAGUUUGACCCCAUGAACUCCACAUGGAACCUCGAGCCAACUCGCGAGCGUGUUCAAAUACAAAGGACGAAUCUUCUCCCUCCUCUGCAGAAACCCAUCUCUCCCGAGACCAGUUCUUGCAACCCCAUAUCGCCGAAAUCUCGCACCAUCCCAUAUGCCUUUGCCCUGCGCUGCUUCUUGAUCUCGAGAUUAGUGCUCCGACCCACGACCCCCAGGAGAAAGAUGAGCUCGGAGAAGCUCAGGAUCGUCGAGUCCGUGUCGGUUUUCUUGGUGGGCGUUCUUGUCUUGAGCUGUGCGCGAUUUGUGCAGUGUCAAGAUUUGAGUGACUACAGCCAAGUUGACAACCCUGCUGUUCUGCCCCUCAUUACUCAACUCGUUUACGCCCGAAUUUCAAAUGUCACCACGAAUCUUCAGUAUGAGAUCAAUAACCGGUCCAGCUUCUGCAUUAAGAAUCCGUCAGAUGAUUGGAACAGAGCUUUCAAUUAUUCAUCUAAUUUGGGCUUCUUGUCCUCUUGCAUUCAGCAAACUAAAGGAGAUAUGGCUAGCCGUUUGUGUACAGCAGCAGAACUGAAGUUCUACUUCAAUUCCCUAUUUCAAACUUCAGUGAGCAGUAAUUAUCUGAAGCCCAACAAAAAUUGUAAUCUCACCACCUGGAUUUCUGGUUGUGAGCCUGGAUGGGCUUGCAGUGUUGGUGCGAAUCAACCAGUCGAUCUGAAAAAUGCACAAGAAAUCCCCGCAAGGACCGAUAAUUGUCAGGCUUGCUGUGAGGGAUUCUUCUGUCCUCAUGGUCUUACAUGCAUGAUCCCCUGCCCACUUGGAGCUUACUGCCCACUUGCAACACUCAAUACAUCGACAGGCAUAUGUGACCCCUAUACCUACCAACUACCCCCAGGGAGGCCAAAUCAUACUUGUGGAGCAGCAAAUAUUUGGGCCGAUGUUGGUAGGAGCAGGGAGAUUUUCUGUUCAUCGGGAUCUUUCUGUCCAACUACGGUGGAAGAUGUCACAUGUGGUAGUGGACACUAUUGCCGGCUGGGAUCUACAUCUGAGCAACCUUGCUUCAAGUUGGUUUCUUGUGAUCCGAACACUGUAAAUCAAAACAUCCGUGCUUAUGGGAUUAUGCUUAUUGCUGCUUUGAGUACUUUCCUACUCAUCAUCUACAAUUGUUCCGGCCAAUUACUCACUACUAGAGCGAGGAGACUAGCCAAAUCCAGGGAAGCAGCUGCAAGAAGUGCAAGAGAGACUGCCAUAGCACGUCAGAGAUGGAAAGCUGCAAAAGAUACUGCAAAGAAGCACGCGAGUGGGUUGCAAUCUCAUUUAUCACGGACAUUUUCCAGGAGAACAGACGCCGAGCGGUUCCAAAUUUUAAAUCAGGAUAGUCCUGAUGAAGCUUAUGAUUUUUCGCCAGCUGAUCAUGCAAGGAAUUCGACUUUGCCACCAAAUCAAAGAAAGAGGGAAAAUAUCGAACUCAUGCAGACGAUGGAUGAGAUUGAAGAAGAUAGUUCUCAUAAUCUUGAAGAUUCCAAUCCGGGCAGCGUGGGUAAGAAUAAAAAAGGGAAUAUAAAGAAAGUUAAACAUAUGCAUACUCAUACCCAGAUUUUUAAGUAUGCAUAUUCUCAACUUGAGAAAGAGAGAGCUCAGGAACAGAAGAACAAAGAUCUUUCCUUUUCUGGAGUAAUUUCAAUGGCCACUAAUUCUGAAAUUAGGAAAAGGCCACUUAUCGAAGUAUCAUUUAAGGACCUAACCCUCACUUUGAAAGGAAAAAAGAAGCAUCUUUUAAGAUGUGUUACUGGAAAACUAAGGCCUGGGCGCAUCGCGGCUGUCAUGGGUCCAUCAGGGGCUGGGAAAACAUCGUUUCUAUCUGCAUUGGCUGGAAAAGCUGUUGGUUGCUCAACUACUGGUGUAAUCCUGAUCAAUGGGAAGAGGGAAUCAAUCCACUCUUACAAGAAAAUUACCGGUUUUGUGCCACAAGACGAUAUUGUCCAUGGAAACUUGACUGUGGAAGAAAAUCUCUGGUUUAGUGCAAAAUGCAGACUUCCUGCUAAGAUGCCAAAGGCAGAUAAAGUGCUCGUUGUUGAGAGAGUUAUAGAGUCCUUGGGGUUGCAAUCAGUGCGAGAGUCGCUGGUUGGAACAGUCGAGAAGCGAGGGAUCUCCGGAGGCCAGAGAAAGAGAGUAAAUGUUGGCUUAGAAAUGGUGAUGGAACCUUCACUUUUAAUUCUAGAUGAACCGACAUCCGGUCUGGACAGUGCAUCCUCACAGCUGCUCCUGAGAGCACUUCGACACGAAGCACUGGAAGGGGUUAACAUCUGCAUGGUGGUUCAUCAACCGAGCUACUCACUGUUCAGGAUGUUUGAUGAUUUGAUACUACUGGCAAAAGGGGGCCUAAUUGUCUAUUAUGGUCCAGUGAAGAAAGUUGAGGAAUACUUUGCAGGAAUGGGCAUAAAUGUGCCAGAGCGAGUGAACCCUCCAGAUCACUUUAUUGACAUUUUAGAGGGCAUCGUGACUCCAAGCACAAGCUCUGGCGUGAAUUAUAAAGAACUUCCUAUCAGGUGGAUGAUUAACAACGGGUAUCCAAUACCUCCAGAUAUGAAGGAGGAUGCUGGAGCCAUUUUGUCCAGUGGAGGCGCAGGUAUAGUUGUUGGACUUAAUGCCCCUAGAGUUGGAACUGAGGAGCAAUCUUUUGCUGGUGAAAUAUGGCAAGAUGUGAGGAGCAAUGUUGAGAGGCAGCGGGAUAAAAUACGACUCAAUUUCUUGAGGUCCAAGGACUUAUCUCAUCGGAAAACUGCAGGAGUAAUCUCGCAGUACAGAUACUUUCUUGGGAGGGUUGGUAAACAAAGAUUACGUGAUGCUAGAAUACAAGCAGCAGACUAUCUAAUCUUAUUACUCGCUGGAGCCUGCUUAGGAACACUUGCUACUGGGGGUGAUGAAUCAUUUGGAGCUGCCGGUUAUACUUAUACCAUAAUUGCUGUCUCCCUUCUGUGCAAAAUCUCGGCUUUGAGAUCACUUUCUCAAGAUAAGUUGCAGCACUGGAGAGAGAGUUCUUCUGGGAUGAGCAGCUUGGCUUAUUUUCUUGCAAAGGACACAAUUGACCACUUCAAUACAGUGAUCAAGCCAGUGGUGUAUUUAUCGACAUUCUAUUUCUUCACCAAUCCGAGAUCUUCCUUUGCUGACAAUUAUACUGUUCUUCUGUGCCUUGUAUACUGUGUGACUGGCAUUGCUUAUGCCCUGGCCAUCUUCUUUGAACCCGGCGCGGCCCAGUUGUGGUCAGUUCUUCUUCCUGUGAUUUUGACUCUCAUCGCAACACGGAAUGGUGGUGGUAUUUCAAGUAUCAUAUCUAACUUUUGCUACCCUAAGUGGGCUCUGGAAGCAUUUGUGAUUGCAAAUGCUGAAAGGUAUUACGGCGUGUGGCUUAUUACUCGGUGUGGUGCGCUUUUCAAAAGUGGCUACGAUCUUAAUAACUGGGGUACAUGUAUAUUUAUCCUGAUCUUCAUCGGCGUACUUGGCCGUGCCAUAGCCUUCUUCGGCAUGUUGAUCUUCCAAAAGAAGUAAGUUCAAGCAGCGAUAUCCUCCUCAUCAUCGGAUCUCUGUGCACGGAAGCAUUCGCAGCUUUGAGCUGUUUUAAUAGGGCCAAAUAUUUGGAAAUGCGCAAUUCCUUGGAAAGGAGGGUUUCUGUGGAUCGUUAGCUUUCUCGGAAUUGCUUCAUCAUUUUCUAUACCGAGUAUUCGAGGUCGGCCAUCCUUGGCGAAGUUGGUCCAUCCACGUUCUUUAUCUGAUCUGGGGAAAGUUACUGCUCAACCAUUCUGUACACAA